Molecule: messenger RNA, 783 nt
Organism: Manduca sexta (tobacco hornworm)
Lineage: Eukaryota; Metazoa; Arthropoda; Insecta; Lepidoptera; Sphingidae
Exons: 3
Coding region: 108-764 (218 amino acids)
Source: RefSeq, a predicted model, not a curated record
GAAACCAUAAACAAGUUUAAUGAAAAAUAAUUAAAACAACUGGAGCGUGAAGUGAAAUUUGAAGAAAACUGCGUCAAAGGAAUAUUUGUAGAGAAGACUUCGAGGAAAUGGCUUCGUUUAGGACACUGGUUGUACUCAUGAUGUACUUUAGUAUAAGCUUGACAUCACCCGCAGAACACUCUGGGAUCCUAUCCCGCUUGUACAAGCAAGCUGCCAAGCAAAACCGACCUCUAAUCAUAGUCCUUGACAACUCUGCCCAUGGAAAGGCCAAAGAUGUGAAGCAUAAGACCAGCAUGGAAGUUGAGAAACCGGUGCCUCUACCGUUUAUGUACAUGUAUCAGCCCGACCAGCACGAAAAGAAAUCACAACUAGCUAAACUCCCAAUCUCCAAACUACUGGAAAAAGAAGACAAAGCAGAAAAGAGUUCAAUCAAAAAACUACCUAAACAUCAUCAACUUAAAAACGCCGAUGACAAACGAUACCUCCGAUCACCGGUUAUUAAAAGUCUUCUGCGAAUCUCCAACAGUCUUCGAUGCGAAGCGAAAGACGAGUGCGAAGAUAAAUGUAACAACAGAUACACUGGGAGGCAAAGGGAUGAGUGCGAAGACGAAUGCGAAAUUAAAUACUCGUGCGAAGAAUCUGAAGAAGACCCUUGUGAGGAGAAAGACGAAUGCGAAGAGAGCCAUGAUAGUUGCGAACAGCAUGACAUAAGCACCCGAGGGGAGCGGCUGAUCACCGUCACGCCCAAAUGUAAGAGAUGUUGAAUAAAUGUCUGAAGAAGUU